AGAGACAGCGGACCCAUCCUCCCCUGAGCAGCAGGGCAAACCUGCUUGGGAGAGAAAUGAUCAUUCAGCGAAGUCCUCUGGCUGCUUUCAGUGAUCCUUUCUCUGCUCCAGUGACAGCAGCACAUUUGCAGGGGAAAAACCUGGAGGCUAUUCACAGGGUGCCCGAGACCUCCAAGAAGAUGAGAGAGGGAGAUAAAUGAGGCUGUUGCUCUAUAAUCUUAUGGGGACAAAGACAAGGUGACUCACUGCUCAAAAGGAAACUUUGGAUGAGGUCUCUCACCUGCCACUGUCGUGCCCUGCCACACUGGGUAAUUCUAACACAAAACCAAGGGCCAGCCAAGCCACACGUGUCAAAAGAAGACAGACAUGGCCAUGGAGCAAGCUGAGCAUAACCCAAAUGCUACUGUCAACCUCAACUUUGCUGCGAUCUACAAUCUCCACAAUGGGGAUUUAACCUCCUUGCGAAACUUCUCCUUCCCUUUCAAUUUCAGUUACAGCGAUUACGACCUGCCACUGGACAGUGAAGAUGACAUGACCAAAACCCGCACCUUCUUUGCAGCCAAGAUUGUGAUCGGGGUGGCUCUGGUUGGCAUCAUGCUGGUCUGUGGCAUCGGCAACUUCAUCUUCAUUGCUGCUCUCGCCCGCUACAAGAAGCUACGAAACCUCACCAACCUGCUGAUUGCCAACCUGGCCAUCUCAGACUUCAUUGUGGCUAUCGUGUGCUGCCCCUUUGAGAUGGACUACUACGUGGUGCGGCAACUGUCCUGGGAGCACGGCCAUGUCCUCUGUGCCUCAGUCAACUACCUACGGACCGUCUCCCUCUAUGUUUCUACCAAUGCUCUCCUGGCUAUAGCUGUUGACAGGUAUUUGGCCAUUGUUCACCCACUGAAACCACGCAUGAAUUAUCAAACAGCAACCUUCUUAAUCGCCUUGGUCUGGAUUGUCUCCAUACUUGUAGCUAUCCCAUCUGCAUACUUUGCUACUGAAACGGUGUUAUUUAUAGUGAAAAACCAGGAGAAAAUUUUCUGUGGUCAAAUUUGGCCAGUUGACCAGCAGAUGUACUACAAAUCAUACUUCCUUUUCAUCUUUGGCAUUGAAUUUGUUGCACCUGUGAUGACAAUGACCUUGUGUUAUGCCAGGAUCUCCCGGGAGCUUUGGUUUAAAACCGUACCAGGAUUUCAGACGGAACAGAUCAGAAAGAGACUUCGAUGCAGAAGAAAAACUGUUAUGGUACUGAUGUGCAUCCUGAUUGCCUAUGUUCUCUGCUGGGCACCUUUCUACGGCUUCACAAUUGUUCGUGACUUUUUCCCCACCAUCUUUGUGAAAGAGAAGCAUUAUCUUACUGCCUUUUACAUAGUUGAAUGCAUUGCUAUGAGUAACAGCAUGAUAAACACCAUGUGUUUUGUAACUGUAAAAAAUAACACCAUGAAAUACUUCAAGAAGAUCAUGUUGCUCAGAUGGAAAUCAACUUAUAAUGGAAGCAAAUCUAGCACAGAUUUAGACCUGAGAACAAGUGCAAUGCCGGUCACAGAGGAGGUAGACUGCAUAAAACUGAAAUAAAUUUUCUGCAGUUCUAAUCUCACAUAUUUUGGAGAGGAGGUAAAAAGGAAAUAAUGCCUCCUCAGAAGCUUCUCCUUUGUCUGUGGGAAUAUCCACCAUUGGUGAGAGGCCUUAAAAAGCAGCCUCCUAUGCAUUUCCACCAGAAUUCUUUUCACUGGACUGCUGUAUAAUCCCAUGACUCAGACUGAUGCUGUGCUUCAGUUCACCCAUCUGUAAACUUCAGAGGUAGACACUCAUUUUAGAGUUGUUUAAAAUUUAAGAUGAACAAAAAAGUCUAUGAAUGCAUUGAAACAUAUUACAAUGAUGGAAGAGUUGAUUGCUGAUCCUAGCAAUGAUGCUUCUUUGUUUCUUCUUCAGAGAAAUCUCUUAACCCCUUUGAGCUUAUCAUUUGUACCUUUAAGCUCUUUGGUGUCCUUUUCCUUCUGCUCACAAGAGGAAGGAUGGCAAAAAGCCCAUUAUGCUUCAUGUCAGUCUUCGUCCUCUCAGUUUACCCCUCAUGAUGAAGCUCCUUGAAGUCUACAGACCACCAGCUUUCUAUUGUCCAAUGUGCAGCACACUUAAGAAAGGCACAUUCUCUAAAAAGCUAAAUACUGCUUCAUGGCCUAGUGACAACCUCAGGUCUCUUCCUGUGACUUGUUUAAGAAUGUUGUCUAAGAAUCAACAUUCCACUCUGUAGUUUAUGUAGAGUGUUACUCUUUUAUUAUAUAUUUGGAAAUGGCACAGCUACAUAUUGAAGGGACCUGUUCCCUUCCCCCAACUCCAGGCCUCUGCUCAGGCAGGGUCAGCUAUAACAGGUUGCCCAGGAUUGUGUCCAGUUGGGUUUUGACUGACUCCAGGGAUGAAGACACCACAGCCUCCCUGGACCACCUGUGCCAGUGUUAACAGCCUUUGCAGUAAAAAAGUGUUUUCUUAUGUUCAGAUGCAAUUUCAUGUGUUUCAACUUGUUUUUCAGUGGGACCCAUAUAAAAGUACAAGAUGUUAGUGGGAAAAAAUCCACCCUGCUGAAUGGGGCCUAGACAACUUACCAAGUCUGCGUACGCCUUCAAAAUAGUACAAGUAGGACCAAAAUAGCAUAAAGAUCUUGAGACGAUCUGUCUUUCUGCAAGCAAUGGAGACAGACUCUAGGCUUCAGCAAGCUAGUCACUGGUUGAGUUGAGUAGCUCGUCUGGUCAAAUGUGAGGCAACAACUCAAGAUGAAUUCUGCAUUGCCUCCCUCCCGUGCUGUUUUUACUAUUCUGAUUUCGUGCAACUCCAGGACAGGUGUUUCUUAACUGAUAAUCGUGAUAAAGCAGGUGACAGUAGCAGUAAUACCUACUGAUUGAAACUAUACAUAAGAUAUCAUGGAUUUUUGUGUAUUGAAAUCAAGUCUUUUCUAUUGUGAUGACAAAUGCUUCCUGUUUUAAAGUAUGUGGCUUUUGUAAAUAAUUUGUCUAUUCGUGAAUUUAAAGUGAGCAGCAAAUCCUGCUAAUAAAACA
Harpia harpyja (harpy eagle) is the source of this 3035-nucleotide messenger RNA. It is a transcript of the gene PROKR1, whose product is annotated as prokineticin receptor 1. The record is from RefSeq and is a predicted model, not a curated record. The transcript has 3 exons. Gene Ontology annotation, molecular function: neuropeptide Y receptor activity. Gene Ontology annotation, biological process: neuropeptide signaling pathway. The coding region runs from base 367 to 1560 and encodes 397 amino acids. Gene Ontology annotation, cellular component: membrane. NCBI's taxonomy places the organism in Eukaryota, Metazoa, Chordata, Aves, Accipitriformes, Accipitridae.